Messenger RNA from Salvelinus sp. IW2-2015, 1762 nucleotides. RefSeq names its product lecithin-cholesterol acyltransferase (gene lcat). Gene Ontology annotation, molecular function: phosphatidylcholine-sterol O-acyltransferase activity. Gene Ontology annotation, biological process: lipid metabolic process. NCBI's taxonomy places the organism in Eukaryota, Metazoa, Chordata, Actinopteri, Salmoniformes, Salmonidae. The record is from RefSeq and is a predicted model, not a curated record.
UACGUUUACUACACGGUAGAAGCACACAGCUGCUCUUAUAGAAGGACAGAUGCGCAUCAUGUUGAUGUUAUUUAUACCUGUUGUGAGAAGCGCUUUGAAAGUGCGGUCUAACGAUGGUCGAGUAACUGACCUCACAUUUUCCCUCUGAUUUCGCGCCCCACCUCUUUCACGCACAGCAUUAAUAGGCCAGUUCUCCUCCCCCUGACCUAGUGAGAGACAAGACAACACUGUCAAGAUUUGGACAGAAUGGGAUAUGCACACUGCUGUACCGUGCUCCUUAUAGUAUUCAUUGCGCUACAGCAAUCUGCUGGAUUUUGGCUCUUCGAUGUGGUGUUCCCACCAAGUGCCAAACCUCAAAACAAAAUGGCAAACAAUAGCACUCCGCCGGUUCUUAUAGUACCUGGGAACCUAGGAAACCAGCUUGAGGCCAAGAUUGACAAGCCAAGCCUUGUGCAUUGGAUGUGCUACAAAAAGACAGAUGACUUUUUCACACUUUGGAUUGACCUGAAUAUGUUCAUGCCAAUUGGGAUUGACUGUUGGAUCGAUAAUAUAAGAAUUGUAUACAAUAGGACAACUCGCAAGACCUCCAAUUCUGCAGGGGUGACGGUGAGAGUGCCUGGUUUUGGACAGACAUAUUCUGUUGAGUUCUUGGACACAAACAAGUUGUCAGGUUAUUUUCACACUAUGGUUACACAUUUGGUCAACAUGGGAUAUGUCCGUAAUGAGACUGUCCGAGCAGCACCAUACGACUGGAGGGUAGCUCCAAACGAGCAGGAGGAAUACUUUGCACAGCUGAAGAAGCUGAUUGAGGAUAUGUACGAGCAGUAUCAACAACCACUUUACCUCUUGGGACACAGCAUGGGAAGCAAUUAUGUCCUCUACUUCUUAUAUCAGCAGACCCAGACAUGGAAAGACCAAUACAUCAAAGGCCUCAUUUCACUUGGAGCACCCUGGGGUGGGGCAGUCAAGCCUAUUCGAGUGCUAGCAUCAGGUGAAAAUGAUGGCAUCCCAAUGGUAUCCAACAUCAAGAUCCGGGAGGAGCAACGCAUGACAACAACAAACCCCUGGAUGCUUCCAUUUGAAGAGGCAUGGCCUGCAGACCACGCCUUCAUCUCCACACCCUCAUUCAACUAUACCCACCAGGACUACCAGCGCUUCUUCAAAGACAUCGACUUUGAGGAUGGCUGGUUCAUGUGGGAAGACACCAGAAACCUGACAGCUGGUCUGCCCCCUCCUGGUGUUGAGGUAUACUGCUUCUAUGGUGUAGGGCUGCCCACACCGGUUACCUAUAUUUAUGACGACCAGUUCCCAAAUGUAGACCCUAUAGACUAUGUGUAUGCUGAUGGGGAUGAUACAGUGGACAGUCUUAGCAUGGGUUUAUGUAAGCGUUGGAUAGGAAAGCAAGCACAGCCUGUCCAUGUCAAGGAGUUCAGGGCCAUGCCCCACUUGGAAAUAGUAUUCAAUAGCAAGGUAAUCAAUGUAGUCAAGAGUAUCCUGGAGGGAAGAUAUGGGGAAGAGGAUUCUACAUUCCAAGAGACUGAUGAACGUCCCAUUGACUCCGCAGUCAUGCAAGAUCAAGUCCAGCCGGACCAGGCUCCCAGAUCUACACUGUAAGCUUUUGGGGAGAAAAUAAUUCACUCUCCCAAUGUACAUACUAUUACUGAUGCAGUAGCUACUAAGUUGGACUUAUACACUGAGUGUACAAAACAUUAAGAACACCUGCUCUUUUCAUGACAUAGACUGACCAGGUGAAUCCAGGUGA